UAAACUUUAGCUAUGAGCCAUAAGGUUCCAUUACCGUCAAAAUUAUAAUAGUGAAUAAUGAUUAUACGUCUGUGCCAGCACAAUUUUCAUAUAUUUGACUUUCUAAUAUUCAGUGCCGCCUUAACCAUUCUCAUCUACAUUCUACUGCCUCAUCGAUUUGCCCUGAACUAUGACUACAUCAAGAAAGAGCGAAUGGAGGAGGCGUUGCUCGCAAUUACCACGCCUAAUAUCUCAUCUCAACAGGCGAUCGAUUGCAGCUACAAGGAGACGAUAGCCGACAGCAAAUUCGUCUACGAUGCAUUCCAUAGGGAGAAAAUUCUUCGCGGUGAAGAAAUCCGAUUGGGCGGGGAAUAUCAGCCAGAAGAAUGCCGCGCUCGAUACAGCACUGCUAUAAUUGUGCCGUAUCGGGAUCGGCAGGAGCAGCUGGCUGCCUUCCUCAACUACAUGCACAAUUAUCUGCGUCUUCAGCAAAUCCAUUAUCGGAUUUUUGUUGUGGAGCAAAGUGAUCGCAAACCCUUUAACCGGGCCAUGCUCUUUAAUAUAGGCGCCAAAGUAGCGAGCAGCUAUGGUUAUCCCUGCUUAAUACUGCACGAUGUCGAUCUGAUGCCACUCAACUCCGGUCAGCUCUACGCAUGCACAACUCUCCCCAGGCAUAUGAGCUCAGCUCUGGAUAACUGGCGCUUUCACUUACCUUAUCGCACGCUCUUUGGCGGCGUCGUCGCCAUAAGCACUUCCCAGUUCAAAAUGAUAAACGGCAUGUCCAAUUUGUAUCAUGGUUGGGGAGGUGAGGAUGAUGAUCUGUAUGAGCGCCUGCAUGUACUCAGUAUAGAAAUUUGUCGGUUUGCUCCGGCGUACAGCGAAUAUACAAUGCUCAAACACAAACAAGAAACACCAAAUAAAAAUCGGAUGGCACUGCUCCGAUCUGCCUCACUGCGUAUGCAUACCGAUGGUCUCAAUUCGUUGGUUUAUAAGGAAGUAGAACGCAAAAUGCACAGCCUCUUUACGCUUAUCCUAGUCGAGACAUAGCUCUUCAUCAAUCGAUCGUAAAUACUUGGCUACUGGGUUGGCCCAAAUGUAACUUAGGUUUUAUAGGCGUAGGCGAAUCUCUGUCACCCCAGCAAAUGGCAAUUACAUGUGUUGAUAUAUGUUUAU
Drosophila navojoa is the source of this 1152-nucleotide messenger RNA. RefSeq names its product beta1,4-N-acetylgalactosaminyltransferase B (gene beta4GalNAcTB). The record is from RefSeq and is a predicted model, not a curated record. Gene Ontology annotation, cellular component: Golgi apparatus. Lineage: Eukaryota; Metazoa; Arthropoda; Insecta; Diptera; Drosophilidae. Gene Ontology annotation, molecular function: N-acetyl-beta-glucosaminyl-derivative 4-beta-N-acetylgalactosaminyltransferase activity; galactosyltransferase activity. Gene Ontology annotation, biological process: carbohydrate metabolic process; glycosphingolipid biosynthetic process.